Molecule: messenger RNA, 3340 nt
Organism: Cheilinus undulatus (humphead wrasse)
Lineage: Eukaryota; Metazoa; Chordata; Actinopteri; Labriformes; Labridae
Gene: ncoa6
Product: nuclear receptor coactivator 6
Exons: 9
Biological process (GO): positive regulation of transcription by RNA polymerase II
Cellular component (GO): nucleus; histone methyltransferase complex; transcription regulator complex
Source: RefSeq, a predicted model, not a curated record
CCGGAAGCAGUAUGUUGUUUCUGCUAGCUUGAUAUCGCUUCUUCUAACUUGCCUGUGAUUCAUGUUUUGUUAGCUAAUCCGGCUAGCAGAUAUCGACUGGUUGAACUCAUCUUCAGAUGAAUAUAUGUGCAUAACACGAUUCAAACGCCACUCCUAGUUAAAGGGGAGAAUGGCAUCUCGACGUAUCCCACCCCAGCCGUCCCAGAGGACGGAAUACCCGGAACCUGACAACGAUUCCGACAGGGACUCGGGUGUUGGGGAGGAUGCAGGGGAGGAUGCUGAAAGAUGUCAUGAAGGCAUGGAAACCGAAGAGGAGAAAAUCGACAAGCAAGAUGCCACAGAAGAAAACAGCAGAGAGGGGGAAGAUUUUACAGUUUUUGUUGCUUUUCAAGGGAAUAUGGAGGAUGAGGACUUCACAAAAAAACUGGAAACUAUCCUCAGUGGAAUACCAAACAUGCUUGAUAUGGGUCCUGAUCGGCUACAGCCACGGCAUGUGGAACCAUGGAACAGUGUGCGGGUUACCUUCAACAUUCCUCGGGAUGCUGCUGAGCGACUCAGAUUGUUGGCCCAGAACAACCAGCAGCAGCUCAGAGACCUGGGGAUUCUCUCAGUGCAGAUUGAAGGGGAAGGGGCCAUCAACGUAGCUGUGGGACCAAAUAGAGGACAAGAGGUCAGAGUGAAUGGACCAAUUGGAGCACCUGGCCAAAUAAGAAUGGAUGUUGGCUUCCCUGGAGGAGUAAGGAUGCCUAACCCGUCAAUGGUUCCUCCCGGACCUAGUAUGCCAGGUCAGGCUAUGGUACCAGGGAGCAGUGGACAGAUGCAUCCUCGUGUUCCCAGACCACCUUCACAAACGGAUGUGAUGGAGCCAAUGAUGCCAGGUAUGUCAGCUCAGCAGCAACAGCAACUUCAGCACCAACAAGCUGGUCCUCACGGGGCUGGCCCAAUGCCUCCUCAGGCAGCCCAUCACAUGCAGGCUCUGCAAGCUGGGAGACCACUCAACCCAGCAGCUCUGCAACAACUACAACAGCAGCAUCAUCAACAACAACAGGCCCAGCAACAAGCACAGCUUUCCCAGCUUGGACCUCGACCUCCUUUCAACCCAUCAGGCCAGAUGGCCGUGCCUCCUGGCUGGAACCAGUUACCUCCUGGGGUCCUCCAGCAACAAGCUGCCCAAGGAGGCCCUACCUGGAGAAAGCCUCCACCACAAGGCCAAAUUGUUCAACGCCCACCUUCCCUUUCUACAGUUCAAACUCCCAGCCACCCACCACCUCCUUACCCAUAUGGCAGCCAGCAAGCAGGGCAGGUAUUCAACACCAUGGGUCAGGGGCAGUUACAGCAGCAACAGCAGGCAGGGGUGGGUCAGUUCGCCACCCCCCAGCCUAAAGGCCCACAGCCUGGCCCUGUUGGAGUUGCAGGACAGCCAAGAGUUCCUCCACCUCUUCCACCAACUUCUGGGCCCCAGGGCAACCUCACUGCCAAGUCCCCUGGUUCCUCAUCAUCUCCUUUUCAGCAGGGUUCACCAGGGACUCCUCCCAUGAUGGCUCAGAGACCCACAACUCCGCAGGGUUUUCCCCAGGGUGUUGGAUCUCCAGGAAGAGCAGCCCUUGGCCAGCAGGGUAACCUGCAACAGGGAUUCAUGGGAAUGCCCCAGCAUGGACAGGCUGGUUCUCAAGUUCACCCAGGAGCUCAGCCGUCAUCCUCUGCAGCAAACUCCAUACAGGGGCCACCCCACGCUCAGCCUAAUGUUAUGGGUGCACAGAGUAUGCCCAUUAUACCUCCUGGUACAACUGCAGGACCCAGCAUGGGACAGCAACAGCCUGGCCUCCAGACCCAAAUGAUGGGCCUCCAGCAUCAGGCCCAGCCCGUGUCCUCCUCCCCCAGCCAGAAGGUUCAAGGCCAGGGUGGAGGUCAGACUGUCCUCUCAAGGCCCCUAAGUCAAGGGCAGAGGGGAGGGAUGACCCCACCUAAGCAAAUGAUGCCUCAGCAAGGCCAGGGGGUGAUGCAUGGGCAGGGUCAGAUGGUUGGAGGCCAAGGGCACCAGGCCAUGCUCCUGCAGCAGCAACAGCAACAGAAUUCUAUGAUGGAGCAAAUGGUUGCCAACCAGAUGCAAGGCAACAAGCAGGCAUUUGGAGCCAAGAUUCCAGCUGGGGUCAUGCCCGGACAAAUGAUGCGGGGCCCUUCUCCAAAUGUUCCUGGAAACAUGGCUCAGUUCCAGGGCCAGGUUGGCCCACAGCAAAUGACUCCACAACAACAGCAGCAAAUGGCUCAACUCCAACAACAGCAGCUACAGCAGCAGCAACAACACCAGUUGCAACAGCUACAGCAGCAGCAUCAGCAGCAGCAGCAGCAGCAGCAGCAGCAACAACAACAACAACAACAACAACAACAACAACAACAACAACAACAACAACAACAGCAGCAGCAGCAACAUCAGCAAAUGAAUCAACAGUCCCAACAGGUUCCUAUUUCUGGGAAUCCUAAUCAAGUUAUUGGGAUGCAUGGGCAACAGAUGAGGCUUCCUGCUGGUCAUCCUCUUAUUCAACAACAGUUGCACCAGCAGCAGUUACAGCAGCAGCAGAAACAACAGCAACAGGCUAUGUUACAACAGCAGCAACAACAGGCAUCUCAACAACACCCACACGCUUUGGGAGAUCCUAAUGGUGGAGCAGGCGACAUGGGCGUCCAACAGAUGAUCCCUGAUAUGCAGGCACAGCAGCAAGGCAUGAUGCAAGGCCCCCAGCACAUGCAGAUGGGAAAUGGCCACUUUGCAGGUCAUGGCAUGAACUUUAACACACAAUUUCCAGGUCAGAUGCAAAUGGGAGGAGCCUGUGGACAACCAGGAGGCUUUCCUGUUAACAAGGACGUUACAUUGACAAGCCCACUACUGGUCAACCUGCUUCAGAGUGAUAUCUCAGCAAGUCAGUUUGGGCCUGGAGGAAAACAGGGACCAGGGGGUGGCAAUCAGGCCAAACCCAAAAAGAAGAAACCUGCACGAAAGAAGAAGCCCAAAGAGGGAGAGGGACAACAGCAAGGAGAUGGGCUUGGUCUUGACGUGGCUGCUGGCAUGGAGGAUUCAGAACUCCCAAAUCUUGGUGGUGAACAAAAUUUGGGGUUAGACAACCAAGGCCCAAAACUUCCAGAUUUUGCCAACAGACCAGCAGGCUUUCCCAGCCAACCUGGAGAUCAGAGAGUGCUGCAGCAGGUGCCAAUGCAAUUUAUGCAGCAGCAGCAGCAGCAGCAACAACAACAACAGCAGCAGCAACAGCAGCAGCAGCAACAACAACAACAGCAGCAGCAGCAACAGCAGCAGCAGCAACAACAACAACAACAACAACAACAG